Punica granatum (pomegranate) is the source of this 2166-nucleotide messenger RNA. The record is from RefSeq and is a predicted model, not a curated record. NCBI's taxonomy places the organism in Eukaryota, Viridiplantae, Streptophyta, Magnoliopsida, Myrtales, Lythraceae.
ACCGGAAAAUCAACAUUUUCACUUCCACGCGGUCCUCUCCGAGUGUCUUCCCUCCGGUCUUUUCCUCCUUUCAUGCCUUGAAACCCAAAAACCUCCAACAAGUCAGAGCUUCUGCAUCCCCAUCGUCCGGACAUGUCGUGGGACUUCUUCACCGGCGUGUUCUCGUCCCUGGUCACCCUGUUCUCCCUGCAGAUCCUGGCGAGCAUAUACCGCGGGCGUAGGAGCCGAGAACUGGCCGUCGGCUUCUUCCACCCCUACACCAACGACGGCGGCGGCGGUGAGAGGGUCCUCUGGUGCGCCGUCAAGGCCGUCCAGGAGGAGUGUCCCGAUCUUCGCUGCGUAGUCUACACCGGCGAUCGCGGCACCUCCCCCUCCAGCCUCAUGGCUCGAGCCGCAGAUCGCUUCGGGGUCGAGCUCCUUUCCCCACCCCAGGUUGUUCACUUACGCACGAGGAAGUUGGUUGAAGCAUCAACUUACCCAUACUUCACGAUGAUGGGUCAGAGUCUUGGUUCCAUGUUUCUUUCGUGGGAAGCCCUGUGCAAGCUAACUCCAGUCGUCUACUUCGACACAAGCGGAUAUGCAUUCACAUAUCCAAUUGCUAGAAUGUUUGGGUGCAAAGUGAUCUGCUAUACUCAUUAUCCCACUAUAAGUUUGGAUAUGCUGUCUCGAGUUCGCAACCGGAGUUCUCUGUACAACAACAAAGCUAGAAUUGCUGAUAGUAUUUGGCUAUCCCGAUGUAAAAUCAUCUAUUAUGCACUCUUUAGCUGGAUGUAUGGGUUAGUGGGCUCGUUCACUCAUCUUGCUAUGGUGAAUUCUUCAUGGACGCAGUCACACAUUCUAAAGCUCUGGGGGGUUCCAAAUUGUACAAAGCGAGUGUAUCCUCCAUGUGACACAUCAGGACUUCAGGCACUUCCCCUUGAAAGACCAGUUGAAACUCCUACGUUCAUAUCGGUCGCACAAUUUCGUCCAGAAAAGGCACAUGGUCUGCAACUCGAGGCCUUCUCUCUUGCUCUCAAGAAAUUAGAUCGCAACUUGCCUAGGCCUAAGCUCCAGUUCGUAGGUAGUUGUCGGAAUAAGUCAGAUGAGGAUAGACUUAAGAAUCUGAAAGACAGAGCUUUUGAACUUGGGGUGGAAAGGGAUGUGGAGUUUUAUAAGAAUAUAAAGUACAGGGACUUGGUGGAACUUCUGGGACGUGCCACUGCAGGGCUUCAUUCUAUGAUUGAUGAGCAUUUUGGUAUAAGCGUUGUGGAGUACAUGGCAGCAGGAGCCAUCCCAAUCGCUCAUAAUUCUGCUGGGCCGAAGAUGGACAUUGUUUUGGAAGAGGAUGACCAGCAAACCGGAUUUCUUGCUCAAGAUGUUGAAGAGUAUGCUGACACCAUCCUCAAGGUCAUAACGAUGCCCGAAUCUCAGAGGCUUAAGAUGGCUGCUGCCGCGAGAAAGCGCGCUGGCAGAUUCUCUGAGGAAAGAUUUUACCGCGAUUUCAAAGCUGCAGUCUGCCCGGUCCUCUGCUGACUCAGGUUGCUAAAGUACAUAAGGCAAAAUUGGGAACCGAAAAUGAAGUUUUCGGGGCGAAGAAAAAGCGAGCACGGUUCCCUUUGGUAAAGGAGAAGAUCAAGUAAAGGGAAAAGGUGAAGAUGCGCUCCAACCCUUUAACUGAAGAAACAAAUCAUCUCUCUGUAGGAAAACUGCUUCUGGCGUUUUGGGAAUCCGACCCUUUCCUUUGCUCCACAGGGCUGAGUUUGCAGUUUAUUGAGGAUCUCCAGAUUGAGUAGGAAACUGAUAGAUCCAUUCUCACACUAAUGUUUCAAUACAUAGAUCAUUCCUCGGGGCAACGGCAAAUGAAAGUAGAUAUAAUUCUGAGUUUCCUUAGGGCCCGACUUAUUGAUAUUCGGGGCUUUCCGCAGUGGGGAAAAUUCAGCACCAGAUAUGAAAUACUGUGACAGUACCUUAACCGUGAAACAGGAAAGUAUGGGUUAUAUGAGUGACCCACCAUGAAUGUAUACUGAGUAGUAAUUUAAGGAAACUGGCCACCGAACUGUAAAUUUGGGCAAUUAGUCCCUCUUACUAUGCGAUUUUUACAAAUUGCCCCCCGAGGAGCGGCUGCCAGCCUCCACUGGUCUCUGAUGUUUCUGGCAAGUCGAUCCUCUUGUCUGGGGCUUGGCUGGA